AUGCGUGGUGGGUACUUUUUCCGACAUGCAAAGAGCCACAUAUUUGCAUAGUUUCAUCCUGUAACCUUGAGUUUUAACUGUCGCAUUGUGUGUUUUAUUUGUGCCUGUGCUUCCCUGUGAGUAUAUGGCAGCGCCCAGUCAUGACAUUUAACUGACAAAUAAGAUCCACUGGGAACCACCCCAACGCAGCUCAUGUUUUAUGGCACGAAUCGCGAUAGAAAUAAAAUAUUGAUUUAAUUUGUUCAUUUGUUCACCGUCUGGCUGUUCACAUAAACAAUGACGCUUGUUUAGCUUGUUUGCUAGCAGUCUGUUAGCGUCUCGCCGCUGUCAUGUCCGAGAAUGGUUCUGACAGCUCGUUGGAACUCAAGGGGAAUCUUUCCAAUGAGAGGACUACAACCAGUCAUACAACAAUGAGAGGGGCACCUCGGAAGGCGAGAAAAAGGGAACCAAGAAAGACGACCACAAAGGAAGUCAGCCCAGACAAAGUUUCUGCUACAAAGGAAUCAAGCGCCGUGUCAGGCUUUGACAUGGGUGUCCACACUGCGAGUUCCCUGCCAAGUACUCCAAAGAGACGCAAGGGGCAAAGAGGACAGCAAGCGGAAGCCUCCCUGACUUCCACGCCAGUCCACAGCUCCUCCACGGACAUCCUGUCCAACAUUACAGGCUCCCCCCCAGAAGUAAAACCCUUGGACUUGGGAUACACGGAAAUCAUUACUCAGUUAAAGACGGCAGCGGUCGAUUCACCAAGCUCCAAGGCAAAAUCUUCAAGCAGACAUAAGAGGGUUCGUGAAUCCCAUCCAAGACAAGUUAGACAAAGGAUGCCAAAGGAAAAAACCCACAUUACAACAAACGGUCCUCCAGCCAAGUCCCGGCGGGGCAGGAAGCCCAAGACUGAAACUGGGAAAUCGAAACAUGAUCCCAGCAGUGCAUCUUCCGAACGCUCCAGACCGAGAUUUGAACUGGCAAAGCCUGUUUCAGAAGAAGAGACUGCGCUGUCGUCAGAUCUGUCAAUAGAGCUGAGUCGUGAUGACGAACAGCUACCACCAUUGUCCUUCCAGACAUAUGAAGAAAGCGAUGAGGAGGAGGAGGAGGAAGAGCUCCCAAGUUUCUUGAUGCAGGUGGACAAAAAGCCCCCAUCUAUAAUUGAAGGAGUGUUUGUGUGGUGCAAGUUCAGACAAUAUCCGUUCUGGCCUGCAUGGGUUAAAAAUGUGUAUCGUAAGCAGAAAAAAGCCAGCAUUGUGUUCAUUGAUGGCACAAAUAUUCAACAAAAGAAAGGUAUUACUGUGGGUCUGAAAUCCUUGAAGCCCUUUGAUUGUGAAGAAGCCAGUGAGCUGAUGCGUCAAGCCAAAGAAGAGUAUGAGGCUACAAUUAAUUGGGCCUCGGAACUCAUAGAUGAUUACAUGUUCCGGAUUGCAUGUGGCUCAUUUUCUGGCUCCUUCAUCAAGUAUUUUGAUCAUCAUAUGAGCUAUCCAGUGAGGAAGAAGUAUUCACAGGCUGCCUCAGAGGGACUAACCAUUGCCAGCGACACGACAGAGGAUGCAUGUGACGAUCAUCGGGACGGCAGCUUUAGUGAACAGCAGGAAGACAUCAGGAGUUCAAAGAGGCUGCUCCCGGACCGGACACAUGCUGCACACAACCGGGCUAAUGAAAAGCUCGUACAUUUUAUCGUCAAGCAACGCAUGGUGGAGGGACACCUCCUGGCUGUGAUUCAUGGGCAGCAGCAGUCCAGGUGGCUUCAUUCCUUUCUGAGUGCCAAACAGAGACGGAUCGUGAACAUAUAUUUGGAGGAUGACCACCAGUUGGACCAGGUCUACCUGUACCUGAAUGAGCUCUAUGAAACGGCUGUGGCCAGCGCCCCCUGCCAGAAUGAGGUGACGUUCAUGGAGCGCGUUCCUUUCAUUUUGGAUGUGCUUCUUCCUGAGGCCAUCAUCAAUGCCAUUGCUGGAGUGGAUAAUGUUUCCAUAAAAAAGGCAGAGGAAAAGUACCUGAAAGGACGACGUGUGAGCAACAGAGAACGUGAAGAGUUUGACUUGAUGAUUGAGCGGCAGAUAAGAGAGAGAUUUCAGCAUCAGAAAACGAAAUCUUUGUUAGUGUCUGAUCCUGUUGGUUAGAAGACUAGGGAUCGCAAAGAUGAUUCACUUUGUACUUCAGCAAAAUUUUGUUGUGUGCCUUGCAACUAUAAAUCGCACUGCUCUGAUUCAGGUAAUAUCUUCUAAGCUUGCAACUUUGGAUUGACUGCUGGUUUUGAAAUGUAAACAUGUAAACAAAUGUAAACAAUCUUGUCUGUACCCUAACUAACUUGCUGUUAGUUUGCAGUUGUCACAAUAUAAGCUGCCUAAUAUCUCUCGGAGCUCAUGUGAACCUAUUGUCUGUGUAUGCCUUUGAGUUACUUGGAGAAAUAAAUGUUUUAUAAACCUUUA
Messenger RNA from Mugil cephalus (flathead mullet), 2420 nucleotides. RefSeq names its product PWWP domain-containing DNA repair factor 3A. The record is from RefSeq and is a predicted model, not a curated record. The transcript has 14 exons. Bases 330 to 2111 code for a protein of 593 amino acids. Lineage: Eukaryota; Metazoa; Chordata; Actinopteri; Mugiliformes; Mugilidae.